GAGAAGUCUGGGAGAUGAGGUUCAGACCCUGAACGGCCGGUGUGGGAUUCUUGCCAAAGCGCAAGAGGAGGUCGAGCGAGAGAUUGGGAGGCAGUUGUCAGAAGCACAGCAGGACCUGAAGCACUUCGCAAGCAGCUUGAGGGAGACAUCCGUGCGCGAGGAGGAGCUGCACCGGAACCUGAGUCAACGGCUCCGACCCCUGGAAGAGAGACUCGCUGCCCUGGAAAGCGAGGACGCGGCGGCCGCAAUACGGCGCUUGCGACGCCAGCUGCAGGAUGACCUGAAUCCCCGGGUGGAGUCGCUAGAGUCCCAAGGAAAGUGCAGAGAAGUUCGAAGCGACACGAACGACAGCUUCUGCAGCCUCGCGAAUGAGGGAGCCAAGUGUGAGGAAGAAGCCCGGGAGCUGCCGGAGACCUUCACGCAAGCCUUGAAGCGCUUGGAGCAUCACGUCUUAGACGAGCUCAGCAAGGUGCACGAACGGUGCGAUGCGCUGCAGCUGGCGCCCGCAAACGUUGCGGCUGCCAGCUGCCAUCCCAGCCCCGAAGAUGGGGCCAAAGAGCUUGCGAGGAAGAUCGAGAGCUGUGAGGAGCGGUGCGAAGACCUCCGCAAACGCUUCGCCGAGCGCUCGGCGGAGCUCGCGGUGCAUGUGCAAGCAGGCUUCGCCGAAGCCAAGGGGCACAUGGAUGUCGUG
Messenger RNA from Symbiodinium sp. CCMP2456, 691 nucleotides. NCBI's taxonomy places the organism in Eukaryota, Dinophyceae, Suessiales, Symbiodiniaceae. The record is from the annotation of a GenBank genome assembly.